This is a messenger RNA of Dentiscutata heterogama, 608 nucleotides long. Lineage: Eukaryota; Fungi; Glomeromycota; Glomeromycetes; Diversisporales; Gigasporaceae. The record is from the annotation of a GenBank genome assembly.
ACAAGCAGUCAAAUGAGAACUUCUUACUCGGAAUAAAUGAGGAAGAAUUUGAUUUGCGUGAUCCCGAUAGUGAUUACAAUAUACUUGAUGAUGAUAGUAUAAGCUCUGCUACUGCUACAGAAAGCCUUGCUAAUGAAAUUAAUAAUGUUACUGAAAACAAUGAAAUGGAACCGUUGUUUGUAUGGGAUGAGUUAGCUUUUGAAAAAGCAAAAAUGUUAGCGAAUGAAAAAGAAUGUAAUUAUGAUAAUGAAAUUGAGUGGGAUGAUUUAGAUUACGAAUCUUUAGAAACUGCAUCAUUAACAACACAAUCAACAGAAAGUUCAAAUUAUCUUCUCGAAGAUAAUUGCGAAAAAAAUAAAUUAACACCAUGCGUCCUUCUACAUGUGGAUAAUGGUCAAAUACAACGAUGUUCAAAAUAUAAACAAAAAACUCAACGACCUUUAGCACAACUAGUUGGUAGCUGGGAGAUUGAUAGUGAAGCAUUCGAAUCUGUAAAAAAUAAUAACCAGCUAUAUACUUUAGGUGUUUGCGGAUCGCAUUUUGGUUUUGAUCAAAAUGAUCUCCACAGUCCAAACCUCAAAGCUUCACAAGACAUUGAAAAAAGUUGG